This is a messenger RNA of Nerophis ophidion (straightnose pipefish), 2244 nucleotides long. RefSeq names its product testis expressed 264, ER-phagy receptor a (gene tex264a). NCBI's taxonomy places the organism in Eukaryota, Metazoa, Chordata, Actinopteri, Syngnathiformes, Syngnathidae. The transcript is spliced from 6 exons. The coding region runs from base 208 to 1416 and encodes 402 amino acids. Gene Ontology annotation, cellular component: nucleus; endoplasmic reticulum membrane; autophagosome membrane. The record is from RefSeq and is a predicted model, not a curated record. Gene Ontology annotation, biological process: protein-DNA covalent cross-linking repair; reticulophagy.
CUAUCCAGGAAGCUAAACUCACUGUCGGUGGAAAGCACCGUAAACAAACUUGUCAUUUCUCGGCCCUUGAACGCUAACUGCGUCCCGCUACGAAAUUUAACACCUUUUUUUCCCUUUACCUACGCGCCCGUAUUUACUGUCGCAUGAACCCAGAAGCGGACGGUUGAAGCCGGGCAAAUUUCUCCGAAAGCGAAGGAAAAAAUAAACAUGUCUGAUUUCAUUCUGCUUCUCCUCAUCGUCGUCCUCCUGUUGUGUUUGCUGGUGACACUGGUGGUCUUCUUGGUCUACUCUGGCCUGCUGGUGGACGUGGUGAUAAAAACCGGAUCGCCUCCAGUUCAAAAUGUCACCGUUGCUUACAAGUUCAAAGAGGGACCUUACAAGGAGAGCGGAGCGGCUUUCACCGAGCCUUGCAGCAUUGGACCCAAGCAGAGCACCAUCGCCAUCUACUACGAUGACCCCAAGCAGAGACCUGCAGAGAAGUGUCGCUACGCCGUCGGCAGUGUUCUGAGUGAAGGUGAAGAGAAGCCAGACGCAGAACUGCAGAAGCUCUACGAGAAAUUCGGCUUCAAGGUGAUCUCUUUGCCAAAAGUGAGCCACGCCGUGACCACCAGCUUCCCCGCUACGACCCCUCUGUCCUACAUUCUGGCACCUUUCAGAGUUUAUCCCAGGCUCUCGGCCUACAUUGAGCAUAGCUGUCGUCGGUACAGUGUGCAGAACAAACGAGGGACUUUCGCAUCUUUUGACCACUGGUGCAACUUGAAUCCAUCUCUGUUCGUGUUGUUACACCCUCCGACAACACACCGACGAGGCAUGAUGUCUCCAAGAAAAUGGCUGAUCGCUUCACGGUGUGACGUCACGGGUGAAAGGUCAUCGCUCCGACAGGAGAGAAAGCUGUCCGCCUUCCCAACUAUUGAAAUUUGUGCCUCGCUUGUCACCAAUUACAUGGUGCCGCUGUCCCGCCAGACGGAUUUCUUUGUUCCAGAGAUGAAGGAUGAGGUGAAAACGGAUGUGAUAGAAGAGGACUCUGAUGAAGACAGAGGAACUGAUAUCACAGGUGCCGACUCUCACAGCGACGUGAGCUCAGGAAGCGGGAGCGUGCCCUGGGACAGCCGAGAGACCUCCUUGGCGGCGUCCACCGCUGCCUCUUUGGCCUCGUCCCUGCCCUUGAGGGACGUGAUGGACGCGGAGCACGGAGACGCCAAGCCCACGAGAGACGGAAGCGAGCCGGGCUCGGACGUGUCGCUGGGCAGCGGCUCGUCCUUCGAGGAGCUGGACGUGGCUCAGGAGGACGAGGAAGGGAGGGAGGAGAAGGAGGACAAGAAUGCGGAGGAGGAGGUCCCUCAGGCUGGAGACCGAGAAGAUGGUGGAUUUUUGGAAAAGAAGAAGGAACCUUUGGGGGACGACGGCAAGAAGUAAUGAUGUGGCGAUAAGGGAUGUUAAGUAAAAAGUCUUGCUUGUCGUCGGUUAUCUGUCACAUAAUCUUGGUUGUGGCGCAGCCAUCUUUUAAUUCUCUCCACUUUUAUUAAUAUUUACCUGAAGCCAAGUCCCAACAUUAGCAACAAUCAAUGACAUGUAAUACAAGAGCUGCCACAAAAAAGACAAUCUUUGUUUUCUUGUUCUAUUCAAUAUAAAUAACAUUAUUUAAGAUUAUGAGUUGUGCUCCUAUGUAAUGUUCACGCCUAAAUUAUUACAUUAACAAUGAAGUAAGUGACUUGCGGUGUACGCAAAAGGACUUUUCAAUUAAAAAUAUGAAAGAAGUCAGUAAUUCCAGAGAGAGAAAAACAAGUAUUUUUAAUUGGAGGACAUCCCAAUAUCGAGACAAAUAUGUCGCUUACUUAUCACCAGGAGCCUCUCACAUGUUCAAAGAUACAAUCUUUAUUCAAUCCUUAAUCCUAUUUUUUCACUUUUCUUUUACGCACUGCCAUCAGAAGAGGCGGCCUGCGUGCACAUCCAUUUUGUAGUACAAUUAUCCUCAAAGUUACACAGCCCUCGAAAGAUUGCAUGUAAGCGAGGUAGCGCUGAUACAUCUUUCUGAAUUCAACUUCAGUGAAUCAUUGGUGUGAAACAUAAUUUUAUUUUUAUGAAUAUUUUUUUUUUUACCAAUUUAAUCACUGUCACCGUUAGUUAUUGUAUUGAUGUCAUACGAAUUAAAUUUUUGGGUCCUAAAGCCCUGUCCUGACACCUUGGAAGCAAUGUACAGCACAUUGUUGUGAGCGUCUGUUGUAAUAAAGCAUUUCAAAUCUU